This is a messenger RNA of Aspergillus welwitschiae, 1278 nucleotides long. RefSeq names its product Zn(II)2Cys6 transcription factor domain-containing protein. Gene Ontology annotation, molecular function: zinc ion binding; DNA-binding transcription factor activity, RNA polymerase II-specific. The coding region runs from base 1 to 1278 and encodes 425 amino acids. The transcript has 6 exons. NCBI's taxonomy places the organism in Eukaryota, Fungi, Ascomycota, Eurotiomycetes, Eurotiales, Aspergillaceae. The record is from RefSeq and is a predicted model, not a curated record. Gene Ontology annotation, biological process: regulation of DNA-templated transcription.
AUGAAUGCUCGCCGUCGGGUGCAGCUUGCCGGAAAGGCUUGCGCACGAUGUAGAUCGCAGAAGAGGCGAUGCGACAGGGCUACUCCUCAAUGCGGACUAUGUCGGAGACUUCGUCAAGCCUGUCACUAUGAAGGACAGGUGGUAUCAUCUCCAAGCUCGACACCAUCGUACCCCCUCGAUGCAGAGCUCCACCUUGGAGUGUUGAAUUCUGGCCAUAUCAAAGACGCUAUUGCUACGAAACUCACAUCAGCCCCGAGCGAUAUCUUUGCGACAUACAUCCAAUCCAUCCAUCCUUGGUUCCCUAUUAUCGCACUAACAUUACAGGAUCAGCUCCCGAAAUCCUGGAACGAAGCUUCCCUGGAUUACACGCUUCUCGCCCUUUGUAUUAGUUUGCUUUGCACCUCCCCGCCUCCCUCUUCAGGGGACGGGACUCUGUCUGGUCUUCAGUCCACGUACCUACAUAUCAAGAGCUGGAUCGCAGUGAUCGAAGGACUCGGUAUUACCUCGCUCAAGAUCGUCCAAGCAAGGACACUGGUCACCCUGUUUGAAGUUGCACAUGGCUUCUACCCGGCAGCCGAGGGAGGAGGCCGUACUAGUCGGGUGCGCAAUCCGUAUUUUGGACAGGGUAUCUAUGAUCCCAACAAAGGCCCCUGGCCCACCGGCAUCGACAAAGACACGGGAAACCCUCUCUGGCAACUCUCCCGUCUGUUCGAGGCGUCCACACUUCUUGAUAACAUUCACAAUGCGUUAAAAAACCCCACUUCAGAACGAACAUUCAACACAGAAGAAAUAAGGCUUUUGGUUGAGACAUCAUAUACCCUCCGCACGCUCUUAAUCGAAGAGGUUGAAGAUGCGGACCAGAUAUACUCCGGUGGGCUAGGACUUUGUCAGACUGGUAUUUUGCUAGCCUACGAGAACGGUACCAAAGUCCAGAUUACCGAUGCACAAACUCUAACUUGCCAAACACUUGCCACAUCAUCUAUAAACCCCCUUCUCACCACCAUAACUGACAUGGUCGACCCCUUUGUUAGUGGUGCACAAGUCUUAGACUUGGAUCGCUUUCCUCCCUUUAUCACAUUUCUUGUGUACAAAGCGGCAAGCAUAGUGACAGAGAGGAUAUGGAUGGAAACUGACACCAAUGAGGCACUGAGAAAGUUACGAAUUCUGAGAGGAUUUUUACAAAUGGUGAACGCAAGGUGGUUAUGUUGCGAGUAUUACCUAGGCCUUCUCAAUGAGGAUACGGCGCCGCGAAUAUUAAAAUCAAUCGAGGGCAGGUAA